AUGACAAAACAAGCCAGUUUAGCACCGGGGAGGCAACAGGAGCGCUUCAGAGGAAGCACACCAACUUUUGUGGAGGAGCCGUGUUCACUUAACAGGAAGACCAGCUCAAAGUGGAUCUUUAUCGACAUUUUUAAUUAAAAAGGGGGAUAAGAAAGAGAAAACUUUGGAGCUUUUCCAAAGUUUCCAAGGCAAAGUUUUGAGCAGCCUGUCAAAGCCAGUGCUGGGAGCUGCAAACAUCUGCCUGCACGCUCACCGCCCUGCCGGCAUGGACCGGGACAGUCGCAGCGAGGACACACUGUCCACUAUCGUCCUGGAGAACAUCAAGAACAAACUGAUCCAUGCCUUCAAAGUGACGACAGAGACGAGAGAAGGUCCUCAGGUCUCCGGCUGCAGUAUCAGACCGCUCAGCAUGAGCAGGAGUUACCAAGCCAACGAAGAGCUGAGGCGAGCACAGAUAGAUGGAGCAAUAACCUGGCUCAGGUCUGAACUGCAGGAAAUGCGCACGCAGGAUCUCCAGCUGGCUCAGACGCUGCUGGGGCUCAACACGGAGAUCCAGAGACUAAGGAGGGAAAGUUUUGGGGCUGUGGAAGUGGAGGCUGAUGAUCAGCAGUAAGCAGCCCCAGGGAAUCCAUCCUCCCUCGCAAGAACACAGAAGACACCUUUGCAUUAGAGAUUCCUCUAAUGCAGAUUUUUUUUUUAAAAUCGAACGCUUUUGCUUAUACAGGACUGUCUCAGAAAAUUAGAAUAUUGUGAUAAAGUUCUUUAUUUUCUGUAAUGCAAUUAAAAAACAAAAAUGCCAUACAUU
Cololabis saira (Pacific saury) is the source of this 805-nucleotide messenger RNA. RefSeq lists its product as uncharacterized. The transcript is spliced from 2 exons. Lineage: Eukaryota; Metazoa; Chordata; Actinopteri; Beloniformes; Belonidae. The record is from RefSeq and is a predicted model, not a curated record. Bases 266 to 613 code for a protein of 115 amino acids.